CCAUAUUGAACCAUUCCAAUAUUAAACUGCGAAGGAUCUCGUGCUCUCUUGCCCCGAAAUCCACCUCCCCCCUCCCCUCCUUUCGUUGAACGCUUCACUGUUGCGCCGCCCGACGCCCCCCAUGGCUUCCCCCGAUCUCGAGGCCGCCACUGCCCUCAAGGUGCAGGGGAAUAAGGCCUUCGCUGAACAUGAGUGGCCUACUGCUAUAGAUUUCUACACUAGAGCCAUUGAGAAGUAUGAUAAGGAGCCGUCGUUCUUUAGUAACCGUGCUCAGGCACAUAUCAAGCUCGAGGCGUAUGGAUUUGCGAUCGCUGAUGCCUCCAAGGCACUGGAGCUUGACUCCAACUAUGUCAAGGUUCGUUGGAUGCUGCUGCUGCUUGUUGUUGUUGUUCGCCUCUCUGACUCAUUCACCUACUAUCGAUAGGCCUACUGGCGCCGAGCCCUUGCGAACUCCGCUAUUCUGCACUACAAGGAAGCC
Molecule: messenger RNA, 478 nt
Organism: Aspergillus vadensis CBS 113365
Lineage: Eukaryota; Fungi; Ascomycota; Eurotiomycetes; Eurotiales; Aspergillaceae
Gene: ppt1
Product: protein serine/threonine phosphatase PPT1
Exons: 2
Coding region: 122-424 (100 amino acids)
Biological process (GO): post-translational protein targeting to endoplasmic reticulum membrane
Cellular component (GO): TRC complex; membrane
Molecular function (GO): protein binding; molecular adaptor activity
Source: RefSeq, a predicted model, not a curated record